Trichomonas vaginalis G3 is the source of this 4878-nucleotide messenger RNA. RefSeq lists its product as uncharacterized. Lineage: Eukaryota; Parabasalia; Trichomonadida; Trichomonadidae. Bases 1 to 4878 code for a protein of 1625 amino acids. The record is from RefSeq and is a predicted model, not a curated record. The transcript has a single exon.
AUGAAUGAAAUCUUGGAUCGAAAUUUUUCCUCAGGAGAGCUUUCAAAAUACGGAAGAUUACCCGUAUCUGAACGUGAAGCGCAUGCAGUCCGUGAAUUGUGCUUUUUCAACUCAGUUCCUGCAAUAUUUUACUUACAAUCGUUAAAUCCCGCAUCUUCAAAAUAUAUUCUAGAGUCCCUCUCAACUUCAGUUCCUCCAUUCUUGUAUUCCCCACAAGACUCUGGCCAUAAUAACAUGAAUUUUCAACAUUUUGUAAAUUGCAUUGCCAGAUUUUUCGAUUUUGAAGUUAAUUGCGACUUAAAACUGUUAUUCCUUCAAGCUAUACGAGCAUUGCAUCCAAAUUUUGAGCUAAUUAUCGAUUAUAUCAAAACGCAAAAGUCAGAUAAAGAACAACAACUUGCCCAGCUCUUACUCCAACUAUUUAGACAUGCACCACCACUGUUCAAUGCAAUACGACAAGAUGUUUUGAAAAUUUUGGAUGUUUUCGACAAAAAUGUUCUUUUUCAAGCGAUUGGCUACGACAUUUUUGACUUCUUAGGCCUUAACAUAUAUCGCACAGAAGCAAUACCUUUCACCGACAUGGAAAGCGCAGAAAAACUAUUUGGCAAAUCGUUCGUAUUUUCAAAUCCCGAAAUUAUUCAGCGGCUACAGCAAUAUAUUUUCACGAGAUAUCCAUUUCCUACUACAACCAUUUUUGGUGGUGGCAGUAAAUUGGGCGCUUUAUUUAACACUGCCGCUGCAACGAAUCAGCACAUUAUAGAUUUAACUCUUCUUAACUCUCUGAAGCAAUACGACCUAGAGAAUGAUGAAGCAGGUACAUCCUACUUGACGUUGUUCCCUGAUUUGAAGGCAAUUGCCCUUAUUGGCUGCAUGCAUAAAAGAAUGCAGAAUACUUCAUGGAUUAUCAACAAAAUAAACUCUCUUACAACAACACCAAAGAACAUAUUUGGCGAAUUUAUGGAAAGACUUAAAAAUGACUUCGAAUUGAUUACAAAAAUCAAACAAUCAACAGGAGUGAACGUUUCCUUGGCCAAUCUUUCCGAAAAUUCUUUACCUUACAAUUUACGUAUCGCUCUGGACAACUUUAACGGCGAAAUUUUCCAAGAAACGCGGAAUGUUAAGUAUUUCACCAUAAACGACCAAGAUUCCACCGCAGAUUUUGAUUUUGUCUGCGCCUACUUCGCUGUCGGAUACGCCGUUCAGUACUUUUCUCAUCAAACAGACGACAAAAUCAAAAUCAUUGACUCAUCCAUCCGAAAUAUCGAGUCACAGAGCGUUUUGCAAGCCGUCAUUGUUGAUAUCUUCUCACUCAUAUUCCUGGAGAAGAUCGGGUUCUGCUCCAAUCCCUCCGCCGCCGAAAAAAUAAUUCCAUUGCUUCUCGAACUGACGACAUCCAACGAGCUGUCCGAGCACUUACGCAACGCACACCGCCGCAUUCUUAUCUCCAACCUCCUUGACCAGACGAACACGAUGGACUGCGCGAUGGCGUCGAUUCAGUCGAUGCUCGACCGCGCCCUGCUGAAGAAGGACUGGCAGAUCGCUGAGCAGAUAGCGCACUUGUACUCCAAGUCCGUCGACUUCUUCGAGAUAUACAGGGACACAGUGACAAAGGCAGCAGUAGAAGGAAAUCCGCAUAGAGAUCUGAUUUUGUUGGAAAAAGUGCUGACAAAAGACGAAUCUCAGCUGUUCCAGUCAAUAGAUGGAAAUAAUGUCCCACAAAAUGCUUACAAAAUAGCAAAACAAAGACUUGAAAAUGAACCUUUGGAAUUAUUCAAGCCAACUGCGGCCAUUAACGCAAUAAAUAACAAACUAUCAAGACUAACAGCCGUUUCAUGGCCAGUUACAGAGCUAAACAGCUUUUUAAGAAUGUCAGAAAAAUUAAGUUCAUUUAUUGCGUACUUAGACCAUUUAUUACCCCAGCUCUUUGCUUCCCACCCUAAUAAAACUAUAGGAGAGAUACUGGAAUUCAAUCCCCAUCGAAUUUUGUCCAAUUUAUUACACGAAGGGUUAAUUGAACAGGCAAAAGGUAUCGCAAAGCUAAUAAAUAUGGAUAUAACAGAAGCUGUUUUACUUUACAUGAGCGAUAACAUACAAGAAGCCAUUCCUUACCUCUCAGAUUAUCCAAUUGUUCAAAUUGGAGGAAUGAUUUUCAAUAAUUUACAUCCGGAUGUAAUGUAUUCAAUUUCUGUUGGCCGGUAUAUUGAUAGAAUUGAUGCACAAAAGGAAAAUCCAGUUGUUUUGGAUUCAGAUGAAAAUUGUCAGACAGGAAUCUCCCAGGAGAAGCUGGAAUCGAUGCUGAAGAUUGCUUUGGAGGCAAAUCCAAUUGAUUCUGAUACAGUUAUCGAUGUUUCUUUCAGAUUAAACUACGAAAAGUUCAAAAACACAAUUUUAGAAAUAAUUGAGAAGGUAGAUUUGGUCAAACUGAGAGAUACUUUACAAAACUGCUACUGCGGAGACGAAUUAUUCGACAGAGUCAACAUUCUUGCAAAAGUUUCUGGAAUUUGCAACCCAUAUCCACUUAAAACGAGUCUUUCCAAACUCCUUAAGGACAAUGAAUACAAUAUUGCCGCAGAAUUCAUAACAGUUUUCAGAUAUGAAAUGAAUACUAUCAAUAUCUUGAGAGAAGAAGCACUGAAUCUGCUCCACAAGAACGAAUCCAUAGACAGAAUACUUGAUCUCGUACCAGCACUCAAGACAGAGAUCAUUUCGUCGCUUCCACAAAGAUAUCAAACUUCAAUCUUGCAAGGAGCUGAGAAAUUCUUCUCGAGUAUACCAAAAACAUGGAAGAUAGAGCAAGAUCCGGCAAUUACAGCCAGAUCCAACAUAGAACAACCAGAAUUUACUCAAAUUAUGCAACAAUUUACAAAUAUUGACUGCUCAAAGGACUUAAUCUCAUAUAUAACAUCAAAACUCGCACCUACAGAUAUCCCAAUCGUGUACAAACUGCAAAUGUUGGCUGAUUUUGUCAAGAAAUACGGACCUUGUUUCAAACAGCCAUCAACGCUUGCAAAGUUUGUAGGGAAAAAUAUUUCGUCGUAUGUUGACUCGCUAAACAUCGACCAGCCGAUGAUUGAAGAAUCUGCUCUGAAAACGUUGAACAAAGCAGUGCAAAAGAUCACAGAGAUACGACAGGUAUUCCAGGAAAUGAACUCUGUUGAGCCUGCAAUCAAUGAUUUGCAAAGAAGAGUAACUUGUCUGCGAAAAUUUAUCAAUUGUAACCUUUGUAACAAGUAUGGAGUCGAAUACUCGUUCAAUGAGUUCCUUUCUAAUGAUUGCGGAAGUAAUCUGAUCAGACUUUGCUUGAAAUUUGACGAAUUUGAAUUAUCAUCUCAAAUUUCUUCGGUCUGGAACAUCGAAUGCAACGAAAUCAAGGAUAAUUAUGCCCAGAAAGUUAUAGAUCUUGGCUUAUUUGAUGAAGCACUUCGCCUGGCUGUUGACAGAAGAAAAAAGAAAUCUCAGAACACCUCUUUCAUCGUCCAAACGAUGGUCCAGCACGUCCAAUUCAAUUCCUGGGUAGACAGAGCCCUUGUGAGCGAAAUUGUUACCACAGGAAUCCCUCCAGACAUCGAGAUAUUCAUGGAUGAAUUUUUACAGCAGGAUCUGAUCAAAAAUUCUGCGGUUUUCCAAAACGUAAAAUUCGAAUCGUUUAAAUCUACGGAGUCAUUCGAUGUAAGAGCGCGGAAGAGAAAUCCAGAACGCGUCAUAAAUUCUCCGAUUUUACAAAGGAACAUGUCAAAUUUCGAUUUGAUGCAGAAACACUCACUGCAGCAAUCAUCAUCCUCGAUACUCAACGACAUUGACAUAAUUCCUCACUUUUUGUACAGAUUAAUCGGAAUUUCGAAUGCAGUUGUUGAAACAACUCCUCCACCAGAGGCCCUGUCAGCACUGGGCACAUACCUCAAAGACAAAGCACCUCCUAGCGAGCGCUGCAUCUAUUUAGUCAAAAGAAGGUCGUUUAUGAUUCCUUUCCAGUUGAUUGAGACGCAGAGGGACCUCCAGUCGAAGUGGAACUUGUUCUUCAACGCCAUAUUCAUACCCGCACUCUCGUUCAGAUCACUGGACAUGCUCAAAGACUCAAUGAAACAAAAUGAUCCUUCUCUCAAAAAAUUCAAUAACCUUCUCAAAAAGUUACUUGAAAUUUCUAAACAAAGGAAACUCAGCCAACUGAGCUUCGACAUAGAAUUGCUUCUCGGAAGAACUGAAGCAUCAUUAUACACGGCACAGGAACUUUUUGCAUCAGCGGAAACAACGAAAGAAACAAUCAGAUGUCUGGACAUGAUCGAGAGGAGUUUGUCAACGAUGGUUAUGCCAGAAGUCAAGUAUCUCGUGGAGGGAGUCCAUCUGCAGAAGAAGUUCUGCGAGAUAUGCGUUGAAAAGGGAAUAAAUGACUGCAGAGCAUUGAACAUUUUCGGUGGAAAUGAAGCAAAAAUUUCUGUCGCGUCUUUUCUACUGAAAGACUCCAAAUUCGAACUCGGAAUGAGCAUAAUAGACUACACACAGAUAAGUAUGAGAAGUGUAGCUGAAAGAUUAUGCGAUAUGCUAGUCAAUGAACAUGAAGAAACAAUUAUCGAAUUUUUAAAUGAAUUUGAGAAAAAAGUGACACAAAAAUUUUUCAGUGAAUUUAUUUCACCGAUAUUGAUGAGAACUGUUUACAUGCACAUGAACUCUCCGUUAGGAUUAGUGAUGAUAAAGACACUUCAGGAUGCAAAUUUAAGAACUUUGCUUCUGAUUCAAUUUGGAUGGACAUUGGAGGCUUUCAAUGAUGCAAAGGCAACAAAGAAUUAUGAUGUGAUGCCUUUGAUAGCUAAGGAAGCUUACCAGAAAGAACAACAAGCAAUUGUUGACGAAGCAAUGAAAAUUCUUUCAAAAAUCAAAUAA